Molecule: messenger RNA, 932 nt
Organism: Setaria italica (foxtail millet)
Lineage: Eukaryota; Viridiplantae; Streptophyta; Magnoliopsida; Poales; Poaceae
Product: AP-1 complex subunit sigma-1
Exons: 7
Coding region: 198-683 (161 amino acids)
Biological process (GO): intracellular protein transport; vesicle-mediated transport
Cellular component (GO): intracellular membrane-bounded organelle; membrane coat; AP-1 adaptor complex
Molecular function (GO): clathrin-cargo adaptor activity
Source: RefSeq, a predicted model, not a curated record
CCCAGAUGCAUAGACUGCGGGGUUGCCGCGAAGUGGGAGGAAUCAAAGAAGAAAAAUAAACCGUUCGUGAAGGCCUCAACUCCUCUCGUCCCGGGCGCGAUCGGCUUCUGCGGCGGCGGCGAUUACCGUCGACGACUCCUCGGAACUAGCGUUGAUUCUUCUUCGGAGAAGAACAAGAGCCCAACCGACGACGAAUCAUGAUACAUUUUGUUCUUCUCAUCAGUAGGCAGGGGAAGGUGAGGCUGACAAAAUGGUACACUCCAUAUCCACAGAAGCAAAGAUCCAAGGUAAUCAAAGAAAUAAGUGCGCUAGUACUGACGAGAGGCCCCAAGCUGUGUAAUUUUGUUGACUGGCAAGGUUAUAGAGUCGUGUACAAGAGGUAUGCUAGCCUUUACUUCUGCAUGUGCAUUGAUCCUGCUGACAAUGAAUUGGAAACUCUUCAAAUCAUCCAUCACUAUGUUGAGAUAUUGGACCGGUACUUCGGCAAUGUCUGUGAGCUAGACCUGAUAUUCAAUUUUCAUAAGGCUUACUUUAUAUUGGAUGAGAUUUUGAUUGCUGGUGAACUCCAGGAAUCGAACAAGAAAGCGGUUCUACGCCUAGUAACUACACAGGACGCUUUGGUGGAAGCCGCAAAGGAGGAGGCAAGCUCAUUGAGCAACAUAAUUGCACAGGCUACCAAGUAGAGCACUUAUGUCUUCUACAAUCAUUACCCACAACCUCAGAGCAUGAUAGUAACUUAAUCAGUACCAUACAGCAACAGCUUUCACUCUAGUUUUCCUCUGUUUCAUCUCUGCACUUUGUUCAGAGAUCUGUCCUGUCUACCUUUCCCUUCCCUGUAUUCUUUUCUUUUGUACCUGUUUGAGGGAAAUGAAAAUACCAGGAGUUGUAUCAAACAAAAUAAUGUGAUACUUUGGCUAUCCAAUUCUAUGGUC